UCUUCUGCAACUAAAAAAAAGAAUCAAUUUAUGCCAUUUUAAAAAAAAUAUCAAAAUAGGCUUUGUAUUUUGAUGUUUUUUUUUAUAUGGAAUAUAUUGAUUUUUUUUUUAUUUUUUUUUUAGUUGCAGGGCAUAUUUUGAUGGGUGAUUCCACUGAGAUGUUAUGGAAGCAGCGCCAAAUUUUCAAGUCAAUUGUCAGAAAUACCCCUCUAUUUCAUCUCAUACCCCCUUAUUGUCAAAGAAGUUUGCUAAGUUUUGGACCAAUUCAAAGUUCAAAUUUAGGCAAAAAAAUAAGAAUAAUAUAAAAUCCUUCAGACUAUUUUCUUGGAAAUGUUUACUAAACGCGUUGAUCAAGAAAAAAGUGAGUUGACGAAUUGGGAGGAAGAAAUGGUCUACGCAAAAAGAAUUGCAAGACUUUUUUGUAGUCUCCAGUCUUGAUGUCCUACUGCUAAGACUUACAAGUUUGAACAACAGAAUAAACACAUUAUAUUUGUAUGCUAAUUAGUAUUGAAUCUCUCAGUUUCAUUCUCAAAUCUCAAGCUUAGCUUUCUAUCUUCCAAUAACAGAAAGAACAAAAAAAAAAAGUUCAUAUUUUUGAUUUUUGGGUAUUUCAAGAAACAGUUUUCCAGGCCUGUAAUCAUCAGUUGACACAACUUUCAAGUACCCCUUUUGGAUACUGGAAGGAGCAAAAGGGUCAUCAAGAAACAGGAUUUUUUAGGGUCAUCAAGAAACAGUUUUUUUCUUGGGGGUGUAAUCAGCAGUUGAUUACUAUUGUUGAGUACCCUUUUUUGGUGUAAUCAAGAAAGUUUCUGUCUUUUGAUGAAAUUGUGGUUGAUGGGGUUUUGAGAUUAGGAUAGAGUUAUCAACUAUGGCAGCAGUCUUGAAAAGUCUUUUCCAGGUUUCUACCUCAAAAAAGGAGGAUAAUCAGGAGGAGUUUGAUGUAGAAUACUCCUUUGCUGAGGAGUAUUCUGGUCCUCCUGUUAGUUAUGACAUUCCUAAGGUGGUUCCGGUUGAUGUACACCGGAUUCCAACUGCUUCAGUAGUUGCUACUGCUGCUAUUUUGAGUAAAAAUUUGUCAUUACCAGUUAUUGAACCAAUAGUCAAGAGGGAUCCUCAAUCAAUCAAGAAUCAGAAGUUAAAGGAGUCAGAUUUAGACUCUGUAGUAACUUCUGUUUGUGUUGAUAAUGAAGAUUCCACCUUAGAAUCAGAAUAUGUUGAGAAUGAUCAUGGCUGCUAUAGAGCAUCAGAUGGAAUUGAAAGUUCUGGUACGUUAGGAUUUUCUGACAGUCAUGAUAACUCCCGUGAACUGUCAGGAAGUUCGGAUGUUGAGGACCUGGUAGAUGAAUGCAAGGAAGAAGUAAGAUUUGUGAGUGAAUCGAACCCUGUUGGCUUAGACUAUGAGGAACCAAUUUUGAGCUCUCCAGAUCUUUCCUGCGAAGUAUUGUCCUGUGAAGAGGUGGAAGACUAUGCUGAUGAAGUUGCUGUCAACCAAGGUAACAGAACAGCAGUUGUUACUUUCGGUGAAAUUCAAUCAAGUGAUGUUUCUACCGACAGUGAUGAAGAGGAGCCAGGAAUGUUUCCCGAAAAACCAAUUGUGAGCAGUGAUUCCAAGAAGUGUUUUCGGUGUCAUAGAGGGAAACGAUUCACUGAGAGGGAAGUAUGCAUAGUUUGUGGUGCAAAGUAUUGUAUCAAUUGUGUGUUGAGAGCAAUGGGGGCAAUGCCAGAAGGAAGAAAAUGUAUUACUUGCAUUGGUUACCGUAUUAUUGAAUCAAAACGAGAUUCUUUAGGUAAGUGUUCUGCAAUGCUUAAAAGGCUGCUAAGUAAAUGGCAAAUGAAUGAGAUUAUGGAAUUGGAGAAGUCAUGUCAAGCUAAUCAGCUUCCACCCCAUCUCGUGAGCGUGAAUGGUAGAUGUCUUUCCCUUAGAGAGUUGGUCGACUUGCUAAGCUGUGCAUAUCCACCAAAGAAGUUGAGACCAGGGAAGUACUGGUAUGACAAAGUGGCUGGAUUCUGGGGAAAGGAGGGACAUAAGCCUUGUCAGAUAAUUUCUCCCCAACUAGCUGUUGGUGAUACAAUUAAGAGAGAUGCUAGCAAGGGGAACACAAAUAUUCUGAUAAACGGCCGGGAAAUUACACAAGCAGAGCUGUAUAUGUUGAAGCUGGCAGGAAUAAACUGUGAAGGAAACGUUUGCUUUUGGCUCAGUGCUGACGGAUCCUGCCAGGAAGAGGGUAUGAACAAUGUGGUUGGAAAAAUAUGGGACAAGACUACACACAAGCUGUUUUGCGCUGCUUUGAGAUUGCCUAUUCCUCCCGUGUCUGCAAAUUCUUCCGAUGAAGAAGUUGGAAGUGGAUUGGGUGCAGGUGACUCACGCAGCACAGAUAGCAAAAAACUGAAUAAACUACUUCUUGCUGGUUGUGAUCAAUCGGGAACAAGUACUCUGUUCAAACAGGCCAAAAUUGUAUAUCGCGUUCCUUUCUCAGAAGAAGAGCAUCAGAACAUUACAUACACGAUCCAAAGAAAUUUGUACAGAUAUAUUGCCAUACUCCUCGAAGGACGUGAAAAAUUUGAAGAGGAGUACCAUGUUGAAAUGAGGAAAAAAUGGCUUGACGAACCUGGCCCUUCAGUGCUUCCAGACCUGAUUGAAGAAGAGAAUAUCUAUUCCAUCAGCCCCAGACUGAAAAACUUUUCGGAUUGGCUUCUUCAAGCUAUGAUGUUAGGAAAUCUGGAGGUCAUUUUUCCUGCUGCCACUCGGGAGUACGCAGCCGUAGUUGAGGAGUUGUGGAAGCAUAAAGCAUUUCAGGCAACGUAUCAGCGGAGAAAUGAGCUACAAAUGCUUCCAAGAGUUGCCAAUUAUUUCUUAGAUCAUGCUGUCGAGAUUUCAAAGGCAGACUACAACCCUUCUGAUAUGGAUAAGUUAUAUGCGGAGGGCAUUACUUCAUCCAAUGGGGUAGCAUGCAUGGACUUUUCGUUCCCUAAUCCAACUCAGGAUAGUUACAUGGAGGCAGUUGAUCAGUAUUCAUCCUCAAUGAGGUACCAACUAAUAAGAGUACACGCGAGCUGCGUAGGGAAAAACUGCAAGUGGUUGGAGAUGUUUGAAGAUGUUGACCUCGUUAUCUUUUGUGUUUCAUUGACGGAGUACACCGAGUAUAUGGAGGACUACAAUGGAAUUUGCACAAACAAGAUGAUGGAAAGCAAGAAGCUCUUUGAGAAUAUCAUCAGUCAUCCAUCUUUUGCCCAGAAACAUUGCCUCUUACUAUUGAACAAGUUUGACAUACUAGAGGAAAUAAUUGAACAGGCUCCCCUUUCUGAAUGUGAAUGGUUUCAGGACUUCAAUCCAGUGAUCAGUCGUCAUCCCAACAGCAACACCAGCAACAACAACCCGUCGUUGGCUCAACGUGCUUAUCAUUACAUAGCUGUGCAGUUUAAACGCCUAUAUUAUUCCAUAACACAGCAGAAGCUGUAUGUUUCACAGCUAACUGCUUUAGAGCCUGAUAGUGUUGAUGGAGCUCUUAAAUACACUAGGGAAAUUCUUAAGUGGGAUGAAGAAAAGCAUAAAAUAAUGCGUGAUUGGAUGACAGAGGAUGCUGAGGCUAGCACAACUCUGGAGGCCAGCAUAACAACAUAGUUAUCAUUCUUUUGUUGAGUACACUUUGCCUUUUGGCUGUACAUAGUUUUAGAGUAGUACACUUUACUCGUGCACCUAGUUAAUAAAAAAUAUAAUUUUUUUUCUUCUGCAACAAAGAUGAGGUUCUCUUCUGCAAUUUGCAGAUACUAUCUUGUAAAAGGGCAUUUGUCAUUCAAUGAUAUAAAUUUUUUUUAGGUUCUAUGUA
Molecule: messenger RNA, 3827 nt
Organism: Capsicum annuum
Lineage: Eukaryota; Viridiplantae; Streptophyta; Magnoliopsida; Solanales; Solanaceae
Product: extra-large guanine nucleotide-binding protein 1
Exons: 9
Coding region: 869-3622 (917 amino acids)
Biological process (GO): adenylate cyclase-modulating G protein-coupled receptor signaling pathway
Cellular component (GO): heterotrimeric G-protein complex
Molecular function (GO): GTPase activity; guanyl nucleotide binding; G-protein beta/gamma-subunit complex binding
Source: RefSeq, a predicted model, not a curated record